AUGUUAAGAGGGUAUGAACCAAAGAACAAGCCGGAAUGGGAUGGAGGGAAUUGGAUUUGUAGAUGUAAGAUAAAGACGUUGUUACAGUGUGAAAGAGAUAAUAACGCGAUGGAUAAAAGCAGAGAGGACAUAUUCCAAAGGUUGACGAUGGUGAAAGUGCCCGACUUUAUUCAGUGGUCAUCUGUUCCUGAAAACGAGUGUAAAAGUCUAUGCUUAAGGAAUUGUUCCUGCUUAGCCUAUUCACAUGACUCUUAUAUAGGAUGUAUGUAUUUGAGCGAGAGCCUAGUUGACACGCAGCAAAACAAGGAUGAGGGUGGUUUAGAUCUCUACAUCCUCGUGCUCUACUCAGAACGCGGAUUUCUUAAGAAAUUUGUUAUGAAGAAGAUGGUGGUGGCAGCUUUACUAGUCACCAUUUCCAUGGCUUUGUUGAAGGGUGGUCAUGCAUUUGGUCUGCCUCCGUGCUGCGAACAUGAGUUCGGAUAUGACCCUAAGUGCUGCCAUCAUGCCCUGGCCGCGGCCGCUCGCUUGGCGAAACCCUAG
Fraxinus pennsylvanica is the source of this 540-nucleotide messenger RNA. Lineage: Eukaryota; Viridiplantae; Streptophyta; Magnoliopsida; Lamiales; Oleaceae. The record is from the annotation of a GenBank genome assembly.